Molecule: messenger RNA, 885 nt
Organism: Lathyrus sativus (Indian pea)
Lineage: Eukaryota; Viridiplantae; Streptophyta; Magnoliopsida; Fabales; Fabaceae
Source: the annotation of a GenBank genome assembly
AUGGCUACUAUUACUUCUUCCCGCCUCUCUAAUGUCAAUUCCAUUUCAUCAAAUCACCACCGUUCCGACUUACAACUCAAGCCCACCCCCGUCAGAAUGACCAUAACUCAACAAACUCGCAACCCACGUCUCCAUUGGGCUUCUUUACACGCCGACAUCGAAGCCCAUCUCAAAUCUUCCAUUACAGUCAAACAACCUCUCGAGGUUUUUGAGCCCAUGCAUCACCUCGUUUUCUCCGCCCCGAAAACCACCGUGCCAGCUUUAUGCCUAGCGGCAUGUGAGCUUGUAGGCGGUCAACGCCACCAAGCCAUAUCCGCUGCUUCAGCUUUGUUACUAAUGGAGGCAGCUACUUAUACUCACGAGCAUCUUCCACUCACAGACAGGCCCAGGCCCGGGAGGAAUCAUGUUUACGGGCCUAACGUGGAGCUUCUAACUGGCGAUGGAAUUGUUCCGUUUGGAUUUGAGCUGUUAGCUGGAUCCGACAGUGGGGAAAAUUCGGAGCGGAUUUUAAGGGUGAUGGUUGAGAUCUCACGGGCUGUGGGCUCAACAGGGGUGAUAGAUGCGCAGUACAGGAAAACAGUGGAUAGCAGAUCGGACGGUGAUGAGAUAUGCCACGUGGAAGAAAUCAUGCGCGUGGUGGAGAAAUAUGAAUGUGAGUUGCAUUCAUGUGGAGCAGUAUGUGGAGGGGUGUUGGGUGGGGGGAGUGAAGAAGAAAUAGAGAAAUUGAGAAAAAUUGGAUUCUAUAUUGGAAUGAUUCAAGGAAUGGCACAAAGGGGAUUCAAGGAAGGUAAACAAGUGAAUGAGGCAAGAAAUUUGGCUCUACAAGAAUUGCAGUUUUUCAAAGAUAAUGAUGUUGAUGCAAUCAAUAGUUUAUUGAAUAUUUAA